GGAAACUUGUGUUCAUUUUUCUUUGGUGUAAUGAGUUAUUUUCGUCCCAAAUAUCCAAUACGAUACGAAGGGAACCUCAACUUGCUUUGGUUUCAAGUGAACAAAAAUCUCGGAGGUAAAAUAUGGCUAAAGCAUCCUUCUCCUUCAGCACCUCAUCCUGAUUCCUGGACACCAUUCACAAUCCUCCCGCCACUUCGAAACGUUUCUCAGCCGCCUUCAUAUCGUUUCACAAAUUACAGACCCCAUGUGAUUGUUUGUUAUUUAAAGUUCAUAUUUUUGAACUCCAACGUUCAAAAAUCAAAACUUGAAGCCAGAAGAAGGGUAAAUCAGAGAGUCUGAGUUUGAAUGGGAGUGUGAGAUGGGUUUUUGUUGAUGUGUGAAGAUCUGGUUUUGUGAGGAGGACUGAGGAGUAAGGAGGAAGAUGGAACCUCCAAGGGGUGUUUUGGCUACUCUGUGGAACUUCAUCUGCUUUCUUCCUUACUUCAUUGGCCUUCUGAUUCUUGGCAGCAUUAAAGGUAUCGUUUUAUGCCCGUUGAUAUGCCUCAUCAUGACAGUAGGAAACACCGGUAUCAUACUCGGUCUUUGGCCAAUACACUUUGUCUGGACCUAUUAUUGCGUUUUGAGAUCUAAGAGAUUAGGGCCAGUACUGAAGAUUGUCAUCUGCUUAUGUGUACUACCUAGCGUCUUGAUCUUGUGGCCAGUGGUCGGGAUUGUUGGUAGUAUUGUGGGUGGAGCAGCAUUUGGCUUUUUUUCUCCGAUAAUGGAAACUUUUCAAGCUGUUGGAGAAGGGAAGACCGAUCAAUUGUACCACUGCUUUUAUGAUGGAACUUGGAGCACUGUCAAAGGGUGCUUCACUAUUGUGAGGGAUACCAGGGAUGUAUGUUACUACACUUACUUCUCAAUUAUGGAUGACCUGCAACACGGAGGUCCUCCGGUCACAAAAUAUUAUGAGAUUAGGCUGCUAUAUUUUCCUGGGGCUGUUAUAUUAGCAGUCCUUGGUUUCAUGGUUGAUAUGCCAGUGAUCUCAUUUAUUGCCCUAUGCAAAUGCCCGUACAUGCUCUUCAAGGGGUGGCACCGUUUGUUUCAUGACCUUAUAGGUCGUGAAGGCCCUUUCUUGGAAACAAUAUGUGUUCCAUUUGCGGGUCUUGCCAUCCUACUCUGGCCGUUGGCUGUUGUUGGGGCAGUGUUGGGAUCUAUGGUGGCUAGUAUCUUUCUUGGUGCUUACGCUGGAGUGAUCGUUUAUCAGGAAUCCUCAAUUUGGUCAGGGCUUUGCUAUAUCGUUGCAUCGCUGGCCAUAUAUGAUGAACACAGCAAUGACAUCCUUGACAUGCCGGAAGGAUCCUGCUUUCCAAGGCCAAAGUACCGAAAGAAGGCUGAAUUGCUCCGGACCAACUCUCUCUCACUCUCUGUCUCAAGGCCCGGCUCUUUUAAAAAUGCUCCCACCCGCUCAGCUUCAUUCACUGGUCCUAUCAUUGAAUUGAAGCCCCUUGAGUUCAUUGAUACCUUAUUUAAGGAGUGUAAACACCAUGGUCAAAUAUUGGUUGCUGACGGAACUAUUACGCUUCAAGACCUUGAAGACGCCAAGUCCAGUCAAGGCAGCAGAGUCAUUAGCAUUGGCUUACCAGCAUAUUGCCUUCUUCAGACACUACUGCGAUCCGCAAAAGCCAAUUCACCAGGAAUAUUGUUAAGUGACAAUGGUACCGAGAUAACUAGCACAAACAGACCAAAAGAAAAGUUUUUUGAUUGGUUUUUCAAUCCGCUGUCGAUCAUCAAGGACCAGAUAAAAGCAGAAAACCUUUCCGAAGCAGAAGAGGCUUACCUUUGCAAAUUAGUUCUGCUGACUGGGGAUCCUUUGAGGUUGAAACAAUCGAACAUUGGCAAACCACCGGAAUCAGAGCGUAAACAGGCUGAACUUGACGCAUUGGCUCGAAGACUCCAAGGCAUCACUAAAUCUAUCUCGAGGUUUCCAACUUUCAGGCGCCGAUUCGAGAAUCUUGUCGACGCCAUCUCCGAUGAUCUUGCACAGAAUAGUAACGGUAGCAGCAAAUCGAGCAGUGGACCUAGAACAGUUCCGAGGUCAAAGAGCGCCUUUGCCCAGCUCUUCAGCCAGAAAUCCUUUAGUUUUAGCAAUGCAAGCAAUCAUGGGACUGAUCCAGAGUCACGGCUAGUUGUAAGAGACGUGACAAUCACAUAGUGAAUAUUGUGUUAUAAGUAGUUAUGUUUUUAGAGAUCUCCUUGUUCAUUCCGCAAAGAUUUACCUUCUUGUUCAUUGUUCAUAUACCGAUAGGAAAGUAUUUUCGAGUGUACGUAUA
This is a messenger RNA of Malus domestica (apple), 2312 nucleotides long. RefSeq lists its product as uncharacterized. NCBI's taxonomy places the organism in Eukaryota, Viridiplantae, Streptophyta, Magnoliopsida, Rosales, Rosaceae. The record is from RefSeq and is a predicted model, not a curated record.